Molecule: messenger RNA, 5175 nt
Organism: Gadus morhua (Atlantic cod)
Lineage: Eukaryota; Metazoa; Chordata; Actinopteri; Gadiformes; Gadidae
Product: mitogen-activated protein kinase kinase kinase 12
Exons: 14
Coding region: 407-3382 (991 amino acids)
Biological process (GO): protein autophosphorylation; JNK cascade
Cellular component (GO): cytoplasm
Molecular function (GO): ATP binding; MAP kinase kinase kinase activity
Source: RefSeq, a predicted model, not a curated record
CUCACGGACGCUUCACUCCCCACAGCAUCCAUCUCUUCGUCCCGACGUCACACGCCCCUCUCCUUUACUCGCAGCGUAGGUGAGAGUCGAAUGCGCAGUGCUAACCUCCUCCAGUGUUUUCCAACGGGAUAUACUACUGAUAGAUCACCGGACAAGUCGUAACAGGCACAGCGAUCCGCAGCAAGUUGAAGGUUAAUGCAGGUGAUAGGGGAAUAAAUAACCACGUUCAUGCCCGAGAUUUGACAUUGACAAACAGCGAGAAGAAGCGUGCGUGGCCGUUUACCUCGCUACUCACGCAUAACUGGCGGACAGAAACACGGACCGGAAUCAGCCAGCCAGGGAUGUUAGCGAUGGACGUGUGAUUCCGGCUUUAAGGCUCCCAGUUGUUGUCAACCCUCCGUCCCUCAUGGCCCUGGUCCAUGAGCCCCGCUCCUCCUCCCCCUCCCUCUCCUGCUUCAACUCGCCCCUCUCCGACGGGCCCCCCCUCCGCCACCUGGAUGCCCAGACGCCCUGCACCCCCGAGAUGGACCUCACCCCCACCCAGUGCGUCCUCCGCAACGUGCUGUCCAUCGCCACCGGCGCGGCGCCGGAGCCCGAGGGCGGCGGCGGCGGGGGGGCGGGCAGGGGGCAGAGCGGCCAGAGCCCCACCCCCAGCGAGGAGCAGCAGGAGCAGCACUUCGCCAACAGCGUGCUGAAGCUCCAUGACAACGAGGGGGGGCCGGGGGGCCGGGGGACGGAGGGCGAGGGCGGUCAGGACCCCGAGAGCAGCGCCGUCCGCAGCCAGCUGCAGUUCCACCCCCAUCACGGGGGAGGGGGCUUCCUGGAGGGGCUGUUUGGCUGCCUGAGGCCCGUGUGGACCAUGAUCGGCAAGGCCUACUCCACCGAACACAAGCACAACCUGGAAGGCCGCCCUUCCGUAGAACUGUGGGAGGUCCCGUUCGAGGAGAUCUCCGACCUCCAGUGGGUGGGCAGCGGAGCCCAGGGCGCCGUCUUCCUGGGGAAACUCCACGGACAGGAGGUGGCCGUUAAGAAAGUACGGGACAUCAAGGAGACGGACAUCAAGCACCUCCGCAAGCUCAAACACCCCAACAUCAUCACGUUCAAGGGGAUCUGCACCCAGGCCCCCUGCUACUGCAUCCUCAUGGAGUACUGCGCGCAGGGCCAGCUGUACGAGGUGCUGAGGGCCGGACGCAAGAUCGUGCCCUCCCUGCUCAUGGACUGGGCCAUGGGUAUCGCCGGGGGCAUGAACUACCUGCACCUCCACAAGAUCAUCCACCGAGACCUCAAGUCGCCCAACAUGCUGAUCACGUACGACGACCUGGUGAAGAUCUCAGACUUCGGAACGUCCAAAGAGCUCUUCGACAAGAGCACCAAGAUGUCCUUUGCCGGUACGGUGGCCUGGAUGGCCCCGGAGGUCAUCCGCAACGAGCCCGUCUCAGAGAAGGUGGACAUUUGGUCGUUUGGCGUGGUUCUCUGGGAGAUGCUGACCGGAGAGGUGCCCUACAAGGACGUGGACUCCUCGGCCAUCAUCUGGGGCGUGGGCAACAACAGCCUCCAGCUGCCCGUCCCCGAGACCUGCCCCGACGGCUUCAAGAUCCUGCUGAGGCAGUGCUGGAGCUCCAAGCCUAGGAACAGGCCAUCGUUCAGACAGAUCCUGCUGCACCUCGACAUCGCCUCGGCAGACAUCUUGUCCACCCCACAGGAAACCUACUUCCAAACUCAGGCAGAGUGGCGGGAGGAGGUGAGACAACACUUUGAGAAGAUCAAGUCUGAGGGGACGUGUCUCCACCGGCUGGACGAGGAGCUAAUCAUCCGGCGCAGGGAGGAGCUGAGGCAUGCGCUGGACAUCCGGGAGCACUACGAGAGGAAGCUGGAGAGAGCCAACAACCUGUACAUGGAGCUCAACGCCGUCAUGCUGCAGCUGGAGCUCAAGGAGAAAGAGCUGCUCAAGAGGGAGCAGUCUCUGGACAAGAAGUACCCCGGCGUCUUCCAGAAGCACCACAGCUCCAGACAGAGCGGCUCGUCCAACUCCAUGGAGAAGCUGAUGAAGAAGCGCAACGUCCCCCAGAAACUGCCCAUACACAGCAAGAGGCCGGACCUGCUCAAGUCCGAGGUGAUCCUGCCCAAGCUGGACUCCUCCAUGACCCAGGUCACCAUCCCCACCAAGGGCUCCACCUCGCCCGGCCGCUCGCGCCGCGCCAAGCCCCGCUACCGCAAGGCGGGCAAGGGCAGCAGCGGCGACCUGGCCCAGCUCAAGGCCACGCUGUCCUCCUCCCUGGGGCUGGUCUCCGCCGCCGCCACCACCCCCACCUCCACCUCCAGCUCCACCUCGGUGCCCAGCAGCAAGCAGCACCUGGACCCCAGCGCCGCCCUGCGCGGCCUGCAGCACGACCUGCUGCUCAAGAAGAUGUCCUCCUCCAGCCCCGACCUCAUCUCCUCCACGCUGGAGGUCGACGGUCGCGGCGGCGGCGGCGGCGGGAAAACGGGCGUGGGCCUGGAGAGAGGGGGGAGCCAGAGCGCCUCGGCCGGCCUGGGAGGGGGAGGGGACGGGGGAGGAGGGGAGGGAGGGGAAGACGGGAGGAGGGCGAGCCCGGGGGGCCGCCCGGGCGACGGGGGCAGAAGGGGAGGAGCCGAGGAGCGGGCGGAGACGCCCCCGCCGCGCAGCAACACGCCCAGCGAGGACGCGGCGUCCGUCCCCUUCUCCAGCAGCCCCGACUCCCCCUGCGGGAGGGGGGCGGCGGCCGGGCCGGUGACCACGGCCAGCCGGGGGUCCUCGGCCAUGGGGAACCCCCGUCCGCCCCCCCACCACCACCACCACCACGACGGGGAGGAGAAGGAGGAGGUGACGGCGGGGAUCAUGCGCUCGCCCCGGAGUCAGAGGCUCACGCCGUCGGCGCUGCUGUACCGGGCGGCUGUCACCCGCAGUCAGAGACGUGGAUUGUCCUCAGAAGAGGAGGAGGGAGAAGUGGACAGCGAAGUGGAGUUGCCACGGAGACGGCGUCCGGUGAGCAUGACCAAGUGCCAGUCGCUGUCCACCUUCAGCUCGGAGAACCUGUCGGUGUCGGACGGCGAGGAGGAGGGCAACACCACGGACCACUCCCACAGCGGCACGCCCGACGUGGUCAGCACCAACACGGACGAGCGGCUGGACGACAAGAGCGAUGACCUGCUCUCCCAGGGCUCCGAGAUCCCCGCCGACCCGCAGCAGCUGGCCUCCGACGGGCUGUCUGAGAAGGAGGCGGCCCUGCAGCAGGUGAAGACCCAGCUCACCACCGACCACAACAGCUACCAGCAGGUUCUCUACGACGACUCAGACUGUGACAGCACAGAGCUGGACCACUCAGGCAGCGCAGAGCCCGGCUGCCCCCCCGCUCAAUGGUGAACAGACCCCUACCCCCCCCCCCCCCCCCAACCCACCACCACCGUCCGUCAAAACACCACCAACCCCAUCCCAGCGGAGCCCGUCCGAACCUCGGGCUACCUGGCCACAGAACCGAUGACGAGGACCCUCUACCACGUGGAAAACACACAGGGUUUACUUGAGGUCACAGAGGGGCGGCUCUCCACAGCCAACAACAAGGUACCAAACUGGACUCCUGAGGCGGGUGUAUAGAUGUACGGGUCGUGGUACUGGACAAGCAGAACAAAAAUCCAAUGCAAAAGGACAAAUGACUGAAUAGGACUGCAUCCAUCACUGUAGACCCCCGCAGGGAGGAGAUAACAUUUUGUCGUAGGUAGCAGCAGGCCCCCUCUCGCACACGCACACGCACACACACACACACACACACACACACACACACACACACAAACUGUCUCCCUCUCUCUCAACAUGGCAGAAAUGCAACUUUGAAAUCACCUUUCUGGUAAGGGCCUCCCCGAGUCAACCCGGUUUCCAUAUUCAGCGAUUGGCUAAUUUGUUAACGCCGAAAGCAUUGUCAUGUGAUUUCACGCAAUGUUGUAUUUUUUGGACAUAUUUAUCGUUGUUUACAAUUCCGAUUGGGCAGGUAACUGUGUGUUUAUGGCCCUCACAUUGCUGCUUGAAGUUCAGUUAAAUUAUUACUGUUUUUGUAGAGACACAGUGUCAUAUAGGAUUUUUACCAAAAACAUUAUGCACUGAGUUAUUCAUUUGUCAUUAGUUUACAAUUUAUUUAUUCCAUACUCACUAAAUAUUUCAAUGUUUACAUUUGUUGUUGGACGUUAUACUUUAUUUAUAUUUGCAUAUCAGGGAUUAUUUUGUCAUUUUCUACAGUCUGUGUUUUAAUAUCAGUGUAAAUAUUUUACAUUGUAAAAUGAACAAAUUUUUUUAAAUAUAAGAAUAAUUUAAUGGUGCUGAUGUUUUUAAUUAGAAGGCGCUAAUGUACAUGAAGGUAAGAGUGUGAUUCUAGAGCAGAGCUUCUGUUCGUGUGUGGACGUCCACUGGAUCAACUAGACUGGAAACGCUUUUUACAGAUGAGCAAUAUGUAUUCUCUGUGCUAUUUCCUUUAAAAGGUCGACGCAAAGUGAUAUCAGACUGACUUGUGGUGGUAUUGCAGUGCGACUGUAUAAAAAAAAAAAAAGGCAAUACCUCUUUCCCAACCUCACCUUGUACAUCGACAUGUACAUAUGACAAAAGCAUGCUUGUAGACAAAGAAUAUGGGUUGCAUAUCAUGUAUUUAUGACUUCACCUAUUGUAAUUUAUCUUUUUAACUCUUGUGAAAAAAACGUCGACCAAACAAAACCGAACAAAUUACAGUUCAUUAAAAGUGAACUUUUCAACUACAUAUUAAAAGAUUUGUGAAAGCUAACAAAUGAGGUCUGGAGCCAAUACUAUCUUAAACGUCAACUUCUACACAACUCUUAAAAUGGACAGCUAUGGGAUUGAAAGCUGAUCAUUUGAAUUGGGAUUCCUAGAAUGUUAAUACUAUAUAUGCAUCUUGCUUCCUGUAAAUCCAAUAUAACCAUCAUGGUUUUGAAAGAUCCAAUCGAUCUUUUACAAAAAUUGGCAACCAUAGGUUUGUUUUAUAGACUCUGCAAAUAUGUAAAACACUGACUUUGAAUGUUCAAUUGUAUUGUUUUAUCCUCCUGAACGAUGUUAACACAGGUUGAUGUGCCCAAUGAGGCUCUAUACAAAAUCACAAAUUUCCUUUAGUUUUUUGUAAAUUCAUAUUAAAAAUGACCUAUAAUCCUUUAAAUGAA